UGAAUUUUGGUCAAAGUUUAUCAUAAAAAUAAGUAUAAGAAGGGGCUAAUAUUGGAAUCAUAUCUUCAAAUCUAAGUACUCUUUCUCCAUCUCAAAACUUUCUGAUCCACAUCAAAGAUAAUUCUUAAGUUCAAUUUCAUCUUCAAUCAAUGGCUACACAGUUAACUCAAGAAAUUCUUCCACCAUUCCUAGGUUCCAACUCUGAACCACCUUCUGUCUUCGACGGAACCACCAGGUUGUACACAACCUAUUACUGCCCUUUUGCCCAACGUGCCUGGUUAGCGCGAAAUUACAAGGGAUUACAUGAUACAAUCCAAUUAGUUCCAAUUGAUCUAGAUGAUAGACCAGCUUGGUACAAAGAGGUCUACCCAGAAAACAAGGUACCUGCUUUAGAGCACAACAACAAGAUCAUCGGAGAGAGUCUCGACUUGAUCAAAUACAUCGAUGCCCAUUUCGAAGGACCCUCACUUUUCCCUGAGGAUCCUGCUAAGAAAGAGUUUACAGAGGAGUUGUUUGACUAUAGUAACAAGUGGAACCCAACUCUUUUCUUCUACCUUAAAGGAACUAAAUCAGAUGAUGAAAUGAAAACUGCUUUUGACACAUUGGAAGAAUAUUUUUCAAAAUACAACCAUGAAGGGCCUUUCCUCCUUGGUGCCCAAUUCAGCGCGGCCGAUGUUGCAUAUGCUCCAUUUGUACAAAGAUACUAUUACUUGUUUACAGAUUUGCACAAAUACGAUAUUACUGAAGGGAGGCCAAAGCUUGCUGCUUGGCUCAAGGCAUUGGACACAGUUGAGGCUUGCUUGGAAACCAAAUGGGAUGAAGAACUCAACUUAAAGAUCUACAAAAGGCGAAACUUGGGGAUAAUCUGAAGUCUGAACUACGCAAUUGUUGAUGGUCCUAUCUGUGCACUUGACACUUACCAGCUCAGAUCAUUCGUCGAAAAUUUUUACAAUUGUUCUCUAAAACAUGCUCUUGAAUAAAGAAUCUCUCUUUUUAUUUGCUGUUUGUACCUAAACUUGCUACAUGAACAUUGUCAGUUGCCAAUGUAGUAGGAUUUAAUUUAUAAUGUAUUUUGUAUACGUCUUUUAGUACAUACUUCAUUUGUAUAAGGUGUUCCAUUCAUAAUUAUAAAAAAAUUACUCAUUAUUAUA
This is a messenger RNA of Chenopodium quinoa (quinoa), 1151 nucleotides long. Its product is annotated as protein IN2-1 homolog B-like. The coding region runs from base 150 to 869 and encodes 239 amino acids. Lineage: Eukaryota; Viridiplantae; Streptophyta; Magnoliopsida; Caryophyllales; Amaranthaceae. Gene Ontology annotation, cellular component: cytoplasm. Gene Ontology annotation, molecular function: glutathione transferase activity. The transcript is spliced from 10 exons. The record is from RefSeq and is a predicted model, not a curated record.